UUGGGGCGCCAAUCGCCAUCUUUGAUUUUGUUUAUUUUUCACUGGACCGGAGGAAGCCGAAGCAAACUUUUAGUUUAGGUUUUGAAUAAGUAAGACAAAACAAAGGAAAAAUAGAUAAUUUAGCAAUUUUUUUAACGUUUAUUAAAUACCGUCAAGGUAUACGAUAUUUACUUUAAAUACGUAAUAGCAAGAGAAUCGAGUGCCUUAACCAUGUCGCGAUCCGAUUUUGAUAUAUUCUGGCAUUAUAACCUUGACGAAGACGAAGAAGUUGUAAGAAAUGUGGUUGUUACCGCAACUGAGGAAACGCCGCUCCUGAGUUCAACCCCAAAUAAUCGAAACGUGCAGGGCACCACCGUUGCAGAGUUUACAUCAAUAGUGGUGCUGACUGUGUCAUUGUUAGUGGGGCUUUCCAUAGGCGUUUAUUUGCUGGUACUGCAAUAUAAUCAAGAUCAUACUGUUCCACCAAUUGAAAAUUUUCCUGCAUUUCACAUUAACAAGUCAGAAAUGCACCAGCCUGGUAUAGCGGAGGUUCCGAAACAGCCAUUCCAUGCAAAUACUGUGAUCAUAGAACAAACGGGUACUGCAGAGUGUUCAAGUUCGGAGUCUUGUGUUCCCGUGCUCCAAGAGAUAAAGGGAAAGUUUGGCGUGAAUAACUCUGUGCCAUACAACUUCCUUGUAGCAAGCGAUGGAACUGCAUACAAAGGGCUGGGCUGGUCCAAGCUAUCACCAUUACACCCCGAACUGAAACCUCUAUCCUUUGCAUUUAUAGGUAAUUUUGCAGAAGCAGCUCCCGCUUUCGAACAGAUUGGAAUGACGAAAAGUUUAAUAUCGGAUUUUUUGGAGAAAGAUCUUUUGAUCAAGAACUACACUAUAAGAGGCGACCUUUUUGAUAAGUUUAAAGACGCUCCUGAAUGGAAAAAAAUAAAGUCAGGUUACCUAUAUUCUCUUUAAUUUUUGUCGUUAAUUUACUUAUCAAAGGAGAAUGUC
This is a messenger RNA of Maniola jurtina (meadow brown), 987 nucleotides long. RefSeq names its product peptidoglycan-recognition protein SB2-like. The coding region runs from base 211 to 951 and encodes 246 amino acids. The record is from RefSeq and is a predicted model, not a curated record. Gene Ontology annotation, molecular function: N-acetylmuramoyl-L-alanine amidase activity; zinc ion binding. Lineage: Eukaryota; Metazoa; Arthropoda; Insecta; Lepidoptera; Nymphalidae. The transcript has 5 exons. Gene Ontology annotation, biological process: peptidoglycan catabolic process.